Molecule: messenger RNA, 1690 nt
Organism: Triplophysa dalaica
Lineage: Eukaryota; Metazoa; Chordata; Actinopteri; Cypriniformes; Nemacheilidae
Gene: lmo4a
Product: LIM domain only 4
Exons: 4
Coding region: 329-883 (184 amino acids)
Source: RefSeq, a predicted model, not a curated record
AGACUAUACAAAUUACAUUUUAACAGCCCGUUAAAUGAAGUCAAAUUCACAGUAUGAUUGAGCUAUUAAAUGUAUAACAUCAAUAAUAGCGUUGUGUUUUAUUGCUGGAGCGUGAACCAAAAUUUGCAGGCUAGCGAUUGGCUGAAAGGCGCCCGACGUCACUUCGUGGAUGUUUAAAGGGGACAGACGUCCGUUAACAUAGCUCAGCGGUAACUUUGAGAUGCUCGGCAUGCGGGAUAUAUUUAUGAGACUUAAUUAAAUUCAGCCUUAAAUUCAGAGGAUCUGUCGCUUUAUUUGAUCAGUAUGUGUGAAAUGAUCGUUAAUUCUGAUGAAGGUAAGAGGUGAGAGUGCAUGCUCCAUUCCAGCAAGCAGUGACCCAUUUAUUAUGAUAAACGCAGCUGGCAAUACACAACCACCUGAGGACAGAAUGGGGGCCCUGGCAUGGAAAUGCUGUGUUGGAUGCGGAUGCAAGAUUUCUGACCGGUUCCUCUUGUUUGCUUUGGAUGGAUACUGGCACUUCCACUGUCUUAAGUGCUCCUGCUGUCAAGCCCAGUUGGCAGAAAUUGGCUCAUCUUGUUUCACCAAGCGUGGCUUGAUCCUCUGCAAAAGUGACUAUAUAAGACUAUUUGGUAACAGUGGAUCCUGCAUGGCUUGCAGAAAAUCCAUCCCUGCAAGUGAAAUGGUUAUGCGAACACAAGGCAAUGUGUUUCAUGUGAAGUGUUUUAUUUGCUCCGUCUGCCAUAACCAGUUAGUACCUGGCGACCGCUUUCACUAUGUGAAUGGAAAGCUAUUCUGUGAGCGAGACACGCCAGCAGCUUGUGCACACAGAAACGACCACUUGGAUUCACUCAUGGAGCACAAAAUGUCAGAACAGAAGAUCUAGUUUUCUAUUCAGGACUUCACAUAACUCUGUAGUUACUUUAUCUGCUGCAGACAAGUUUAAUAUUGUGAAAAUCAACGUGUGCGGUAAUGUAAAGCAGGUUAAAUGAGGUUAACCAUCAGAGCUGAAAAGCAAUCAGGGAGCAUCCUUGCGUAUCAUAAUCAAUUAUGAAUUGGUUUGUACAGAAUGACCUUUCUUAUGCAUUCUUGUGGACCUGCAUUUAUUUGGUUGUGGUAUUAGUCUACUGUGGUUCACUGUACUGUACUUCAGUACCUCUGCUACUGUGCCUGUUUAUAGAGUAGACUGGAAAAAUGCCAUCUUCCACUGGUUUGUGUGGGAUGUUUAUCUUUUGUUUAUGGGGUGGCUAUUCUCCUGGUUUACAGUUACAGUAUUACUGUACUCCGCCUGAUGUCAACUCAACUUUAUUUAUAUAGCGCUUUUUACAAUUUUCAUUGUUACAAAGCAGCUGUACAUGAUUGAAUACAAGAAAAACAACUAAAGGCAUAUACCUGUAAAAACAAGAAAAAGGUGAAACAACAAAAGACAGACAUAGAAAUGCUCCACACACACAAUAUGCAUACAUACUUACACACAUUGACAUAGACGCACACACGCAAACACACUCGCACAGUGAAAGCACACAUAGGAGAGAGAAACACAGGUCUAUUAUUAAACGGACUAUAUAUUCUUAUAUGCAAUAUUAAUUAUGUCUAACUUCUAAAUGUCAGUACAGAAGCAUCCAAGAAGUCCAACUAUCUUUGCAAAUCUAUUUUAUUUUCUGUAUGUACUGGAAUAAAAGGUUGAAUGUGA